This is a messenger RNA of Colletotrichum truncatum, 969 nucleotides long. Its product is annotated as RNase P subunit p30. Gene Ontology annotation, biological process: tRNA processing. Gene Ontology annotation, cellular component: nucleolar ribonuclease P complex. The record is from RefSeq and is a predicted model, not a curated record. Gene Ontology annotation, molecular function: RNA binding. Lineage: Eukaryota; Fungi; Ascomycota; Sordariomycetes; Glomerellales; Glomerellaceae.
AUGCUCUACGACCUUAACAUCCCGUGGACACCCUCCACCUCACCCGCCGAACUCAACCGCACAAUCUCCUUCGCUUCUUCGCUGGGCUACUCAGUCGUCGCUCUCAAUAACACAAUAACGCCCCCAAUCCCCUCGCAAAUAACGAACCCCCUCCCUAAAUUUCCGUCCGCCUCUCCUUCGACAUCACAACAGCCACGGGCAAAAGCGCCAACUGUCCUCCACCGCGCGACGGUCCUCCUCUCCGAUCCUUCCCAGAAUUACCGUCUGCCCGCACUAGCAGCAGCUUAUGACCUCCUCGCCGUCCGCCCGACCACUGAGAAGGCCUUCCAGGCCGCCUGCCUCUCCAUGGCCGAGCCCUCGCUGAUAUCUCUCGACCUGACGCAGCACUUCCCUUUCCACUUCCGCCCAAAACCGCUAAUGGCUGCCGUGUCCCGCGGCGUGCGCAUUGAGGUGUGCUACGCCCAGGUCCUGUCCUCCCCGUCCGGCCAGGGCCCGACGGACGCCCGAGCCAGGGCAUGCUUCAUUUCCAACCUCGCCUCGCUCGUCCGCGCGACAAAGGGCCGGGGGAUUGUCGUUAGCAGUGAGGCCAAGAAUGCAUUGGGACUACGCGCGCCGGCCGAUGUGGUGAACCUGCUCGCCGUCUGGGGCCUAGGGAGCGAGAAGGGCACCGAAGCGCUUGGGGUCAACCCGCGCGGCGUGGUUGUCAAUGAGGGAAUCAAGAGGACCGGGUUCCGGGGUGUGGUGAACGUUCUCGAGGUUGGUGGGCGAGAGGGCGACGACGCGAAGAAGAAGGGCGAGGGGAAGAAGGGAGAGAACGCUGGCAAGGGAAAGCAGGGAGAAAAGGGCAAUAACGCCCAGAAGCGCAAGACCCCCGACGAGACGGGAGACGGGCCGCAGCCGGCGGUCAGCAAGCGGCAAGCCAAGAAGUUGAGGCUAGCGCAAAAGGAAAAGGACAAGAGCUCAUCAUAG